AUGCUGACCACAUCCCCUCUUAAGACCUCCACGGCUCCCAGAAAAUAUAGCCAGACGGGUACCUUCAUAGGACUGCUGGUGGUCAGGGCUCCUGCACAACUGCACCUCAAUCAUGCUGUCACAGCACAGGAGGAGUUCAAGGAACAAGCUGCUAUGGUGGAUCGCAGGAACGGUCUGAUGGUAGUCAAAAUCGAGUACCUUAGAGGUGCUCUGGAACAGAUGGAGAAAAGUCGAAAAAUAGCUGAACAAGAGCUGGUGGACGCCGGUGAGCGUGUUGGACUUCUGCACUCUCAAAGCACAAGCCUUCUGAACUACAAGAAAAAGCUUGAGUCUGACCUGGUCCACAUUGCAGAGUCCCAGGUCAACAAAUCACGCAAGUUUGAUUAA
Messenger RNA from Etheostoma spectabile (orangethroat darter), 387 nucleotides. RefSeq names its product myosin heavy chain, fast skeletal muscle. The coding region runs from base 1 to 387 and encodes 128 amino acids. The transcript has 4 exons. The record is from RefSeq and is a predicted model, not a curated record. Lineage: Eukaryota; Metazoa; Chordata; Actinopteri; Perciformes; Percidae.